GUAGUCGACAUUUAGAAACUUUUGACUUAAUAAAAGGAAAAAAUCACCUUUGUCUUCGUAUGUGAUGAUGAACUACUACACAAGCUUUGGUUGUCACAAACACAGCAGUGUUGUUACGAGCGGCCGGACCUGUCUCCAUUAUUACCCCUUUUUAAAAUAUACUAACUUGACUUUAUCUCAUCUACUCUCCCCUUUAGGGACAGUUAACCCUACACACUUGAGGUUUGGUGUUAAUUUACUAACAAUAUGUUGGUGUAACGUGUUUAAAGCUGCCUCCCGGAACUGAAACAACGUAAAUAUAUCUGCCCACAAACUGUGAAUUUAAUCGUUUUGUUGGUAAAUUCAAAUCUUUUUGAAUCUUACUAACUUUUUCAGACUCGAUUUCAAUUUCAGACUCGAAAAUGUUUGUAAAAGGCUGCAAAAACCAACUAUAGCAAAGUUAACUCCUUUGUUGGACGAAUGAUUAAGCGUUGUCCUGUUAUAUCUUUCAAAAUAAAAUCACUAACCGUAAAGCCUUUUUUACGUUAAUAAAAGCGUCACACAGUAUUCAUUUUGUUUAACAUAAAUUCGUGAUCAAACAUUUUGACUUGAGUACUUAGAAUUAGGUUAUGAAAUUGCGAUAAACGUUUCGUAUACAAAUUUAGAAAAAUGACUAAGACCAGCGCAUUUAAUAGUGGUUUUUAUGUAGUAAACGUACAUUCUUGCAGUCAUUUUGUGUGUCUUUGUUGUUAUUUUGCAUAUUUUCGUAGUCACUGGACUGAUUUGAACAAGAAAUAGCUUUUCUAACAGUCUCCAGUACACGGGCCUCCUGACCACUAGGGUUUUUUUUAUUUUGAAAUUCGCACACAACAUCCGGCCUUGGCCUCGUGUAGCUUGACCCCCUCCGGUUUAUCCCGUUAGUGAUCCGUGUCUCGGGAUCCGCUGAGUAGCCUGGCCCGGGCCAACGCGAAGCCAGGACUGGGGGUUCGGUCUGUCUGUCGUCGCUGACAGACACCUUGAAACGACCACUGUCGUUAUCCAGCUCUCCGGAGCAGCAUCGGCAGUUCGUCCGUUUAAUUCCCGUUACAAUGACUGCUCUCUCUGAAUGAGACGUUUGAGGACCGACAGACAAACGGGCGCCAGGCCGGCGGCGAAGUGAGGAGUACCGCAGCCUUGCGUCAAAGCCAGCUAAAGCUAAACCCUGUUAGGACAAGUCAGCAAGAAAGACGGGUAACAGCCACGUUACCCCGGUAGCUAGCCAGCCAGCCAGCAGACAGGUUAUUUUUGGCACGGUUGCUGCCGUACACAUGCUCCGCUUUAGUCGUGUGAGCUAGCCCAACAUCUGUGCGAAAUCUGUCGGUGUUGGCGGUUUCAUUAGAAAUACGGCUAAUCUUGACACGUUAUCUGGUGGUAUUCUGUGGUAUUUCCACUACAUAGCUACAUGAAACCAGAUCAUUUAAGCCAAGGUAAAGCUAGGGAAUUUCGGUUAAUUGCGUAACACCUUGUUGAAUUUAAGAGGGAGCCCCAUAAGCUAACAUAUGAGGCCCGGCUGAAAAAAAAAAUGGACCUGAAUUUUUAUUCGGAUUUAACGGACGGUACCGGCCAGCACGACGGUGAUCCGGAGUUCCUGGAUCCGCAGUCGUUCAAUGGAUUUGACUCUGACAACAAGUUCCCUGGAGGCAGUGACAACUACCUGACAAUUUCAGGGUCCAGCCACCCCUUCCUCUCCUCUUCAGAGUGUGCCACUAAACCCAUUGACCUCUUCAACCUCGCUGGAUCUGCUGGUGGAACCUUCCACACCCCCAGCCUCGGCGAUGAGGAGUUCGAGAUCCCUCCCAUCUCUUUGGACCCAGACUCAGCCCUCACCGUGUCAGAUGUGGUGUCCCAUUUCGGGGAGCUGUCGGACACUGGUCCAUCCGACAGCGUGGUGGUACCUGGGAACGCUGUGGUUGAAGGGGACGACCCCUCCUUCGCCUCCACUUUUGUGAAUGCCCCCUCACAGGGACUGGAGCACCUGAGUCUCGGGGUCAUGAACCAGGCAGGAGGAAGUGCUUUGCUGGGGUCAUCACUGGGAAUGGAUCUUGGACAUCCCAUCGGCUCUCAGUUCAGCAGCUCGUCUCCAGUAACCAUUGAUGUCCCGCUGGGUGACAUGAGCCAGGGCUUGCUGGGGUCCAACCAGCUGACCACUAUCGACCAGUCAGAGCUCAGCGCUCAGCUUGGACUCGGAUUGGGAGGCGGCAACAUAUUACAACGCACCCAGUCACCUGAACACCCUCUGUCGGCCACGGCGUCGCCCGCCAGCUCACUCCAGGAUGAUGACAUGGAUGAUUUUAGAAGAAGCGUCCUAGUUGAAUCUCCGGUCUCUCUGGCCGUCUCUCCCGGAGUCAUCUCCCUCGAUCCCUCUCUGUCUGAGUCCCCGCUCUCCGCCCCGACCUCCAGUGUCUCUCCAGCCUCUGCACGGAAAGGAGGAGCAGGAGGAGGGAAGAAGGGGAAGAAGAAGAAAGACCCCAACGAGCCUCAGAAACCUGUGUCGGCCUACGCGUUGUUCUUCAGGGACACACAGGCAGCUAUUAAGGGACAAAAUCCCAAUGCUACGUUUGGAGAAGUUUCUAAGAUAGUGGCUUCCAUGUGGGACAGUCUGGGGGAGGAGCAGAAACAGGUUUACAAAAGGAAAAACGAAGCGGCAAAGAGGGAUUACUUGAAAGCACUGGCAGAGUACAGAGCCAGUCAGAUUUCUCAGGCCCCCAUUGAAGUCAUGGACACUGACUCGUCGCCUCCGCCUCCAGCCCCAGCUCCUGCCGUCACAGCCACACCUGUCACCACCCCAGCCGCUCGUCCCACCAGGUCCCAGCAUUACAACCCAGAGGAGAACACCAUCACCAACAUCUGUACCUCCAACAUCAUCCUGGACCUACCCCAGGUCACCACACGCUCCCGCACUGGUGCCAUCAAACCCCAACCUCCACCUGCCGCCACCCCCCCCAAUCCCCCCACUGUCACCAAGAUCAUCAUCAAACAGAUGCAGCUGCCCUCUGGUGGUGUUUCGGUCACAGCGACGCCCGCCUCCUCGCCGCGGCAGCCGCCUCCACUGCAGCAGAUGCAGAGCACCCCUCCUCCACCUCGGCUGCAGCAGAUGGUACACGCCCAGGCCCCUCCACCUCUGCAGGCCAAACCACGAGGUGGAGGUGCAGCUGCCGCCACCGCUCCUCCUCCACUGCAGAUUAAAGUCGUCCCGUCAUCGCGUCAGUUGGACUCAAGUACGCCGAUAAUCGUGACAUCAGCAGGUGAAACACCUACGUCAGUGUCCUCCUCCGCUCUGACGGUGGACGUGGGACAGUCGGCUGCAAUGGUGACGGAAGGAGAGGAAGUGGCAGAGGCGGAAGAAGGGAUGGAGGUGGAGUUGAAUGUUGCCCCCGGCCUGAGCGUGACCCCCUCCUCCAGUCCAAACAUCUGUGUGCGAGCCGGCUGCACCAACCCAGCUGUGGACAGCAAAGACUGGGACAAGGAGUACUGUAGCAAUGAGUGUGUCGCCACACACUGCAGAGAUGUGUUCAUGGCCUGGUGUGCAAUCCGAGGGCAGAACUCCACCACCGUCACAUAGGGAAAGGACACAUCUGACGGAUCAAUGCUACACGGAAAGAAAAGGACAAAGAUGACACAUGAAAUGCAAAUGAACAUAUGAAUGAAUGAAUGGAUGGAUGAAAGCGUGAAUGGAUAAUAGCCAAAUCGGGCUCAGGUAUCGGCACAUAAUGGUUUGUUUUUUAUGUCAUAAUGGGCAGUCAGAAUGUGGUUCUACCAUCCUGCACAAAUGGUUCUCAAGCAGAAAAAAACAAUUAUUUGCAAGUUCUGCAGGGGGAGUGACCUCUCAUAAGAAGGUGAAUGGAGAGAUAAUGAUGCAGGAAAAAUACUGAAGAAAGAACUAGAGACUUGGCUGUGCUGCUCCAGACUUUCCUAUUGAUCAUCUAUUGUGAAUUUAAAAUAUGGACUUCAUACGAAAAAACAAAAAAAACAAAAAGUGCGUUUUUAAUUAUUCUGAAAAGAAAAAAAGUGCAGGAAGGAAAUUAUGAACUUGCAGAUGUAUUCAGUUCAUUUUAUUCAUUUCAGAAAUUCAACUUCAAAUGUGUAUACUUUUCCCUUUACUGACACACUGAGGAUGGAUCAAUGUGAACGAGAUCAGAGAGGUGAUUUUUGUUUAGCUGUUCUUCAGUAAUGUGUGGGUGCUUCUGUGUUGACAGGCCAGUGGCUACUUUAGAGAUUUAAACAACCAACAAGUGGGCAAAGCACAAACAGUCUUAAAGCUAAUUUGGGGAUGAAACGUUUGUAGGAAGUCAUUUUGAGAUGAGGUGGAAGUGAACCUGCCACCAGCCAAAUGCUGUUUGUCACUUUUAAAAGCCACUUUGGGGGGAAAAGAAACUACCAUAACUGAAAGGAUUUUAUUUAUAGCUAAACAGGUGCUAAGAUUCAGGAAAAAAAAAAAAAACUCUAAGGUUCUCUGUUCUCCUCUCCUGCUGAAAUACCCGGCGACGUAAGAGCUUUUUA
Molecule: messenger RNA, 4518 nt
Organism: Toxotes jaculatrix (banded archerfish)
Lineage: Eukaryota; Metazoa; Chordata; Actinopteri; Toxotidae
Gene: tox4b
Product: TOX high mobility group box family member 4 b
Exons: 10
Coding region: 1541-3580 (679 amino acids)
Biological process (GO): regulation of transcription by RNA polymerase II
Cellular component (GO): nucleus
Molecular function (GO): chromatin DNA binding
Source: RefSeq, a predicted model, not a curated record